Talaromyces rugulosus is the source of this 1101-nucleotide messenger RNA. RefSeq lists its product as uncharacterized. The record is from RefSeq and is a predicted model, not a curated record. The transcript has a single exon. Bases 1 to 1101 code for a protein of 366 amino acids. Gene Ontology annotation, molecular function: nitronate monooxygenase activity. Lineage: Eukaryota; Fungi; Ascomycota; Eurotiomycetes; Eurotiales; Trichocomaceae.
AUGUACCUUCUCGACAGCUUACCGAACAAACUUGCUGCCGACUACCCUUGGGUAUCAUCUCCACUCAUAGUGUCGGCGCCCAUGGCCAAAGUCGCCAUGCCCAAACUCGCCGUGGCUGUUUCCAAGGCAGGUGGUUUGGGGUUUAUUGCAGCAGGGUACCACAGCGACCACCUUGAGGAUUUACUAGAGGAAGCCGAAGAUCUACUUCAAGACGGACAAGCAGACACUCCAGUGGAGAGUGAGAACGGAGUCCCAAAGUUCUUGCCUGUCGGCGUGGGGUUUAUAACUUGGAGUGCCUCUUUGGAAAAGGCUCUCCCCACUUUUUCAAGAUAUUUCCCUGCUGCUGUUUGGCUAUUUGCUCCACCAAAUGGCUUUCAGGAUCUUAUUCCCUGGACAACCAAGAUCAGAGAGGCCACCGCAUCGAGGACCAAGAUCUGGGUUCAAGUCGGUUCUGUGUCCGAUGCUGUCAAGGUGGUCAACACCAUCGACCCGGAUGUCAUUGUGGUCCAGGGACUGGAUGCUGGUGGACAUUCACUAGCUCGAGGAGCCAGCAUUGUUUCCCUUGUGCCAGAAAUCAACGACAAACUUCAACAGCUUCGACCCUACCCUCAGAAGCGAGCCGAUGUUUUGGCUGCUGGCGGAAUCAGCGACAGUCGAGGUGUCGUCGCAGCUAUGGCUCUGGGUGCUGAGGGGUGCGUGCUUGGAACCCGUUUUCUCGCUAGUCCUGAAUCAAUGGUCGCUCAUGGCUAUCAAAAGGCAAUUCUAGAUGCCUCAGAUGGAGGUAUAUCGACAGUACGAACAACGAUAUACGACAAGGUUCGCGACAUUCAUGGUUGGCCAGAUGGCUAUGAUGGUCGUGGUUUGAUAAACCGUACCUAUCUUGACGAUCUGGGCGGCCUUAGUGAGGUCAAAAACCGCGAGCUCUAUCGUGAAGAGCUGAAUCGGGGUGAUGCAGGCUACGGUCCUAAGGGGAGGCUUACCACAUAUGCUGGGACUGGAGUCGGACUUAUCAGAGAAAUAAUGUCCGCGGGGGACAUUGUGAAGUCCAUGCGUGAAGGCGCUCGAAAAAUCCUGAAUGAGCAGCGCCAGCCCAAACUCUAG